This is a messenger RNA of Lampris incognitus (smalleye Pacific opah), 2382 nucleotides long. RefSeq names its product follistatin-like 4 (gene fstl4). Lineage: Eukaryota; Metazoa; Chordata; Actinopteri; Lampriformes; Lampridae. Gene Ontology annotation, biological process: multicellular organism development; regulation of BMP signaling pathway; cell differentiation. Gene Ontology annotation, molecular function: calcium ion binding; protein binding. The record is from RefSeq and is a predicted model, not a curated record. The transcript has 14 exons. Bases 1 to 2382 code for a protein of 793 amino acids.
AUGACAGGAGCUAGAACAAGCAGAUACCCAUCCAACCCGGCUGCAGACCCCUGCCGGAGGACUUACUGUGGACGGGGUCGGCAGUGCAUGGUGCUGCCAGAGACUGGACGUGCUGAAUGUGUGUGCCAGGAGAAAUGCCGGCCCUCCUUUGUCCCUGUGUGCGGCUCAGAUGGCAGGUUUUACGAGAACCACUGUGAGGUGUACCGCACCGCCUGCCUGGAGAAGAGACGCAUCUACGUGGUGCACAGCAAGGACUGCUUCUUCAAAGGCGAUGCAUGCACCAUGUCGGAGUACAACAGGCUGAAGAGCAUGCUACUGGACAUGCAGCCCAAGGUCCAUAACGCCGGGGAGCAGAGCCAGCAGAGAGACAUGGAGGAGAAGAGAAUGCUGGUGGACACCAUGUUCAGAUAUCUGGAUGUAGACGGAGACGGAAGGCUGGGAAGUGAUGAGCUGGAAAAGAUCUCCAUGAAGGAACACCUGGAGGACUGCCUGCUGGAGUGCACCAUGCAGGACCUGCUGCGUUACGACGACUACAACAAUGACGGACACCUCACGCUGCACGAGUUCUACACCACCUUCCAGGUAGUCCAGCUGAGCUUGGCGGAGGAACAGCGAGUCAGCGUCUCCAUGGUAACGGUGGGCCUCAGCACAGUCCUGUACUGCGCCAUCCAGGGUACGCUGCGCCCGCCAAUCAUCUGGAAGAGGAACGGCAUCACUCUGAACUUCCUGGACCUGGAGGACAUCAACGACUUUGGGGAUGAUGGCUCUCUGUAUAUCACUAAAGUGACAACCAUCCACAUGGGGAACUACAGUUGCCAUGCCUACGGCUAUGAAGACGUCUACCAGACCCAUGUGCUGCAGGUGAAUGUCCCCCCAGUGAUCCUGGUAUACCCAGAGACCCAGGCCCAGGAGCCAGGUGUGUCUGCCAGCCUCCGCUGCCAUGCGGACGGUAUCCCAAAUCCCAAACUCACCUGGCUGAAGAACGGCAUGGACCUGCAGCCUGGAUCUUCCAAACAACUCUCUCUCAUAGCGAACGGCAGUGAGCUCUUUAUUGGCAGUGUGCGGUACGAGGACACAGGAGCCUACACCUGUAUUGCCAAAAAUGAAGCGGGCGUGGACGAGGACAUCUCCUCUCUGUUUGUGGAAGAUUCAGCCAAGAAGACUCUCGCAAACAUCCUUUGGAGAGAGGAAGGUUUGAGCGUGGGGAACAUGUUCUACGUGUUUUCUUAUGAGGGAAUUACAGUUGUGCAGCCCAGCGAGUGUGAAAUUCGCAGGCAAAUGAAGCGGUCAGAGAGAAUAGUUGCUACUUAUGAGGAGAUGUGCCCGAGAGGGGAGGGGUCGACACUCGAGCACUGCACGUGGUCCUCGGCUGUCAACGUCCGGGACAAGUACAUCUACGUAACCCAGCCCCUUCAGAGCCGACUGCUGGUCGUUGACACACAGGCGCAGAAGGUGGUGCAGGCAGUGGCGACGGACCCUUUCCCAGUGAAGUUGCUGUAUGAUAAGUCACAUGACCAGGUGUGGGUUCUGACUUGGGGAGACAUGGAGAGGACACACCCAACCCUACAGGUAAUCCCCCAAGCCAGCGUUGGAGAAGUACAUCACACAAUCCGGACAACAUUCCAAAGAGUCAAUGACUUCUUCAUUCCCCCGACCAACCUCAUCAUCACUCACGUCAGGUUUGCCUUCCUCUUCCUCAAAAACGAACCGGCAGUCCAUAAGAUUGACCUUGAGAGCUUCCACCGCAUCAAGACCAUCAGCCUCAAGAACUACAGCUGCAUUCCAGUGAGCAUGGCCUACACCCACCUGAGUGGCAUCUACUUCAUCCAAUGUCAGCGCAAGAGCCACCUACAGGCCCCGCCCCAGCUCCUUAUUGACAGCGUGACAGAUACUGUGAUUGGUCCAAACCUAUACAUCACAGGCCAGCCCUACGUGUCGCCGGAUGGUCGCUACAUUGUGACCCCUGACCCUCUGAGCUCAAAGUUAAGCAUUCAGAUGGUUUCAUUCCAGGGGGAGCUUGGCCUGAACCAGGAGGUUGAUAGCCCUGUGGUUGUUUCUGACCUGGUUUUCCAACCAUCCUUCACAGAGUCUAACCAGCAUGUGGUGGUGGCCACCUCAAGCUCAGGCACGGACCUGCUCUUCUUAGAGCUGUCCUCGGGCCACACCGAGGUUCUCCAUAGCCUUAAGGAGCCUUUGGCUCCCCAAGUCUGGCCUUGGGGAGGUCCUGUCAGGGUGGUGGUCUCCAGUGGGUUAUUCGGACAGUACAUCGUGACACCAUCAGCUGAGUCACUCUUCGUGCUUAAUGGCAAACAGAGCGCACCCCACUGUGAGGUGUCAGACAUCAAGAGAGGAAACACAGUAGUCUGGGUUGGGGAGGUAUGA